CUACACAGAGGAACCCUGUGUCAAAACUCCAACAAAACAAAAACCUCCUCCACGCGGGCUCAGGAGAGCCAGAUCCCAGCCAGCCUCCACGGUGGGCCGACCUGCAGGCCAAGGGCGAGCCGAUCACGAAGGCUUUCAGCCAGGAGCGCACGAAGGGCGACCGCCCGGAGCAGACGGAGGGCGUGGCCUCUGGGGCCCGGCCCACACUUCCGCCUACCCGCAGGCUCGUCUGGCGCGCACCAUCGAGUCGCCGCUCCUAGAGUCGCUGCAAGCGGCUUCAGUCGCUGGCGUAUUUCCGCUGGAGAGUUGAAGUCAGGGCGGCGGGCGGCGGAAUUGAGGGCUGCAGCCGCCGGAGCUCAGGAGUUGUCCGGUGUCGAUCUUGCAUGCUGCUCCGCAACUCUCCGCUCCGCGCCACCGCGCUUGCGCCGAAGCCGACCCGACCCCGGGCACCGCCUGAGGCCUUCAGAUGCGCCCCCUUCUCGCUGCCGCUGCACCCCGGGAGACUCGACGCGAUCGCUAUUUCCAACCGGGCAACGCUGGUCCCGGGCGGGCUAACCGCGAGACCCCUCGGCAGGCAGUCCUGGAGCCAUCUGUGUGCCGGGUGCCGGUGACCUUCAGAGAUGUGGCUGUGUACUUCUGCAGGGAAGAGUGGGAGUGUCUCAGCCCUGGCCAGAGGACUCUCUACCGGGAUGUGAUGCUGGAGAACUUCAGGAAUUGCACUGAGCUGGGAUACUGUGGCCCAAGACCAGACCUUGUUUCUCACCUGGAAGAGUGGGAUGAGCCAUGGGUUGAAGAUUGGAACAGAUCUGAGUUUCUGGAAGCACAAAAAGGUAUCUGCCCAGGAGGCAGAAAGUCCAUAGAUCGUAAGAGACCCCGUGAUCUUCUUGCUUCGGCUCAUGAGAAGGUCCGUUCACGAUCAGGAGCCAAGAGAGGGGCUGCCUUGAGGAAGAGUGUCCUGACAUCCAGUAAGGUACACCUUCCCAGAGCUACCUCAGGGAGGAAAAUGGACAAACACGAAGCUUUCCAGAACCAGAUGUGUGGAAAAUCCCGCAGGAAGCAGCCAGGCCUCAAGGAGCAGUGCAAGAGCGGUGUAGAGGGGCAUCCAUUUAUCUGUGGCACGUGUGGGAAGGCACUGAGUUGCCAUAGCCGGCUAGCUGCUCAUCAGACAGUCCACACUGGAACUAGGUCGUUUGAGUGCUUUGAGUGUGGCCAGACAUUCCGCUGGGUUUCAAACCUUCUUCGGCACCAGAGAAAUCACACGAGUGAAAAGCCCUUCUGCUGUGAGGUAUGUGGACAGGCCUUCAGCUUGAAGGACCGCCUGGCCCAGCAUCGCAAAAUCCACACAGAACACCGGCCCUAUGUGUGCAGUGACUGUGGGAAGGCUUUCAAACAGAAAUCAAACCUCCUCCGGCACAAACUCGUUCACACGGGAGAGAGGCCUUUCUACUGUGACAGCUGUGGUAAGACCUUUCGUACUAAAGAGAAUCUCAACCACCACCAGCGGAUUCACAGCGGAGAGAAGCCUUACACCUGCGGAGAGUGUGGGAAGGCCUUCAGGUGGCCCAAGGGCUUCAGCAUCCACCAGAGGCUGCACCUGACAAAGAGGUUCUAUGAGUGUGAGCACUGUGGGAAGGGCUUCCGCCAUCUGGGCUUUUUCACAAGGCAUCAGAGAACCCACGGGCGGGGAGAGGUAUAGAGGCAUCUGUGGACAGCUGGACCUUUCCUGUUCUAGGCCCUGGGGAAGAACUACAGCAGGUGCUCUCAAGCCUAGAGGCCAUGUAGUCCUUGAAGCAACCGUUUGCAAAUCUCUGAGGAAGCUGUGCCAGGAUAUUGACACAGGGAAGGGGACUGAAGCAUGCUGGCAGAGCCGGUAAAAGCUGCUCCUCGGGUGCUCCUUGCCUCUCGGCUGUGUCACCUGAGGAAUUCGCCCCUGUCCCGAGUGUCACUUGUGUGCACUUUAACUCUUAUUCUCUCAUAGCCCUUCUACCAUGUCUCCUGUGUUUGGGGAGGUAGGUUUGGGCCUUGAGCUUACUCUUGGAGCUGGUAAGAUGGCCCAGUGGGUAAAGGCACUUGCUGCAAAGCCUGAUAAACCUGAGUUUGGUUCCCAGGGAUGCACAUGAUAAUGUGGAGAGAACCAAAGGCCAUAAGUUGCCCUCUGACUUCCUGCACAUGUGUGUGCAUAAGGACACACAAUAAAUACAUAAGUCAAUGAAAAAAAAA
Molecule: messenger RNA, 2220 nt
Organism: Meriones unguiculatus (Mongolian gerbil)
Lineage: Eukaryota; Metazoa; Chordata; Mammalia; Rodentia; Muridae
Gene: Znf707
Product: zinc finger protein 707
Exons: 4
Coding region: 467-1696 (409 amino acids)
Biological process (GO): negative regulation of transcription by RNA polymerase II
Molecular function (GO): DNA-binding transcription repressor activity, RNA polymerase II-specific
Source: RefSeq, a predicted model, not a curated record